Molecule: messenger RNA, 4105 nt
Organism: Strigops habroptila (Kakapo)
Lineage: Eukaryota; Metazoa; Chordata; Aves; Psittaciformes; Psittacidae
Product: mitochondrial amidoxime reducing component 2-like
Exons: 7
Coding region: 89-1105 (338 amino acids)
Biological process (GO): nitrate metabolic process
Cellular component (GO): mitochondrial inner membrane
Molecular function (GO): nitrate reductase activity; molybdenum ion binding; molybdopterin cofactor binding
Source: RefSeq, a predicted model, not a curated record
CGCGGCGGGGCCGGAGGUGGGCGGCCCCCGGCCCACGGCCCGCCCCCGGCCCCUGGAGCCUCUGCGCCGCCGCUGGGGUCCGGCCGCCAUGAGGGGGACGCGGGGCGCGCUGGGCCUGUCGCUGCGAUCGGCGCGGCCGGGCUGGUUAUGGGGGGCUGCGGCGGCGCUGCUGGGGCUGGGCGCCCUGCUCGGGGCAUGGCGCUGGGCCGGCGGGCUGAGGCGAGCGGCGGGGCGCCGGCGCCGGCUGCAGCGGGUGGGGACGGUGCUGAGCAUUUUCGUGUACCCGGUGAAGUCGUGCCGGGGGAUACCGGUGCGGGAGGCGCAGGUGACGCCGAUGGGGCUGCGGAGCGGGGAGCUGCGGGACAGGUUUUGGCUUGUGACCAAGGAGGAUGGGCACAUGGUUACAGCUCGGCAGGAGCCCCGGCUGGUGCUCAUUUCUGUCAGCUCUGAAGAUGGGCACUUGACUUUGGAGGCCCCAGAAAUGAAGAAGCUGUGCGUGCCUGUAAAGCUGCCCAGGAAAAAUCGUGUGGUGAACUGCAGGGUGUUUGGACUGGAUAUCCAAGGCAGGGACUGUGGAGAUGAAGUGGCUCAGUGGAUCACCACUUUCCUGAAUUCGGAGCCAUAUCGCCUGGUGCACUUUGAGCCCUCCAUGGUGCCAAGAAAGUCAAAGGACAUAAUAAAUCUUUUCCGAACCACAGAUGAGGUUGCCUAUCCUGACUGUAGCCCAGUCUUGGUCAUCUCAGAAGCUUCACUGGAAGAUUUAAAUGCCAAGCUGGAGAAGAAAGUGAAGAUACAGAACUUCAGGCCAAAUAUUUUUGUGACGGAUUGCAGUGCUUUUGAGGAGGACACCUGGGAGGAUGUUGUUAUUGGUGAUGUGGAAAUGAAAGGGACAGUGUGUUGUGCCAGGUGUAUUUUAACAACUGUUAACCCAGACACUGGGUUGCUGGACAGGAAGGAGCCCUUGGAAACAUUGAAAAGUUACCGCUUAUGUGAUCCAUCUGAGCGACACAUCUACAAAUCCAGCCCCCUCUUUGGGAGAUACUUUGCCGUUGACAAAACUGGAAAGAUUCAAGUUGGAGACCCUGUGUACAAGAUGGUCCAAUAAUGAGGGAGACUUCAAACAGAAGAUACCUUUUGGCUUUGAUACACAAAUUGGUUUUCCAUGAACACAAUCACCAGCAUAACUUUUUCUUAUUUCAUGCAGUAUUUUUCAUGCUGUGUUCCUUUGUAAGGUGCAAGGGCAUCUUAGAGGCUAUGAAGUGCCAAUCAUUUCAGAUCAUGUAAUCUACUAGCAUGCCUGUAGCAACCACAUCUUUAGUUUUCCUGGAGGCUGUGAUAGAAGGCUGUGAUCCAAGACUGAUUUCACAGCACUACUGUGAGUCACACCCCCUACAAUUUUAUGUCAAGCCCAAUAUUGGAAUCCGAAAUACAAGGGCUUUGCAUUGUGUGUUAGAUACAUUCAGUGCCUACAAAGAACCACAAAAAGAGUCAUGCCAAGUGUGAAGUAAAUAUGUUGGUCACAGAACUGCCUUUACAAGUGAACAUGGAGUGCAGAUGGCGAGGCUCUGUCUUAGAUUCCACCCUGCUUUGGUCCUAAUCAUCUCACCCUGUCUAUGUCUGGAAAUACUUCUUUUGCAAUGUUUCUUAUCCUGCAAUCAUUUCCUGAAGGUUGCUACUGUCUUUUGGGAUUGAGGCAAGAUCAGAAGGAGAAGGACUGGGAGCUGGCUAAGUGCUACUGUAGUCUAGAGGUGGGAACACCUGCUAACAGUGUGUGAGACUGUGGGUUUGUUUAGUUUAUGAUCUCUGCUUGAUAGAGUUUGAACCAUCAGGUUUUUCUCUUGUGAAGCAUACAGUAGCACCAAAGCUGUGGAGUAGUGAUGCAUUUGCUAAUGUUUCAGUAUGUCGUGGUUUAAGCCCAGCUGGUAACUCCAGAACCACGCAGCCACUCGCUCACUUCUCCCCUUCUUUCCCCCCUGCUCCCAGAGGGAUGGGGAGGAGAAUGGAAAGAAUAUAACUUCCAUGGGUUGAGAGAAGAGCAGUCCAGUAAUUAAGAUAUAACACAAAACUACUACUGCUACCAUCAAUAAUAAUAGUGAUAAGGGAAAUAACAGGGGGAGAGGAUGCAAUUGCUCAGCACCCGCUGACCGAUACCCAGCCCAACCUGAGCAGUGAUCUGGGCCUUCCAGGUAACUCCCCCUGGUUUUUCUUCUGGACAUGACGUGCUGUGGUAUGGAAUACCCCUUUGGCCAGUUUGGGUCAGGUGUCCUGUCUCUGCUUCCUUCUGGCUUCCCAUGCCCCUUCUCACUGGCAGAGCAUGAGACUGAAAAGUCCUUGAUCAGAGUAAGAAAUACUUAGCAACAACUAAAAACAUUGGUGUGUUAUCAGUGUUGUUCUCAGGCUAAAGUUGAAAACACAGCACUGCACCAGCUACUAAGAAGGAGGAAAAAUGACGGCUACAGCUGAACCCAGGACACAGUAGAACUUCCACUCUGACUAAAAGGAUGAGGUGUAUUAGAGACUUUAUGCACAUUGGAGGAGAAGAAAAGCUGUUGGGAGUGAUUCAGUUCUGAGCCUGCCCCAUUCAAGUUGAUGUCCAGGCUGAUAUUUUAGGGCUCUGUGUUCAUGUGUAGCUCCUCUCUGGCUCAGUGAAUCUGUUACUAUGGUGAGUUAGGCUGUUAAACAGAUGUGUGGGAAGCUGCAGUUUUAGACUGUGUUAACAUCCAGUAAAGACACGUUUAGGUCUCUGGUUGCCCCCCACCCCUGCUCCUAACCAAAAUGUCACCCAUUUGUAGGAAGCUGAUAAUUAUAUUUUGUGCUAUCCUUUAUACUGCAUAAAACAGAUAUGGGAGGAAACUUGGUUUUCAACCAACAGAUAUGGUUGGAUUAUGGCAGUAGUCUCUUUUCUUUAAAUGUUAAAAAAGUGGACUCCAAGACACAAGCCAGCCAUCUUUCAAAUGCUCCUCUGCAUGUUUCUUUGUUGUGGAUUACUAGAUCUAGAAAGAGUGUUGAACUAGACAAAGAGAGGAAUAUAAUUAAGUGUGAAAAAGGACAAAUAACCCAAUGUGGCGUUUAGAUUCUUUGUUCCCUGUUGUGAAUAUGAAACUAGAAUUUUGCUGCACAUUCACAACUCAGACCUGUAAGAUGAUAAAGAGCUGUUGUGCUUUUGAACGAUUUCAGAUGGAUAUAUGUGGCAAGCCUGAAGCAGGCAUAUGGGGAAGGCAGUUUUCUGUUGCUUGUGAACUCAGGUUUGCUCUGAAUAACAUUUUGCUAGCAGAGUGCUCUGUAAGUACUAAGUUUUGCUGUGAGAGACAAGUGCCCAGUUUGGACUGCACGUUGCAUGUUUGUGUAUUGUUAUGCCUGAUACAGCAGAGAAAAAGCAUCUUUUGAAAAGGAUAAUAAGCUUGAGGUUCGCUUUAAAAAGGCUUAUGUUGAAGAUCCUUAAUAUUAGAAACUGAAAUCUUGUGCAACUCCUAAUGGUAUUAUUAAGCAAAGACAGCCUGCUGGCCUGCCAAAGCGAUUAGUUAAGUGUGUGUCUCUUCAUUAAAUCAAAGAAGUGGAAGGAAAGAGAGCUGAAUUUUUGCCUCUAGCCAGGCGUAAUUUUUCGCUGCUGUUUUAGCACCACGUUAGAUUUUAUGUAACAAAUUCUGUGGUAUAGAUCACGUUGCCUCUCGUUAGGUUCUCGUCAAUUGGGCUAAUUUGGAAAUGAGGCUGUCUUUCUAAUGAGAACCUGCAUCUGCAUUCCUGUUAAGGACAUGCCAUAGAUCUAAAAUAGUGAUUUAUCCCUGUAAAAGUCCCUUAGAAGAAUAUGGCUUGCAUCCCUAAAACAGGUAUGUGUGUGAGUAUAACACAUCUCAUGAGUGACACUUAAAUAUGUGGAAGGAAGUGGAGAGUGUAACUUUACAAACAUUACAAUAUACAUAUCUUCAUGUAAAUGUUGAACUGCUGUAACUGUAGGAAUUGUAUUUGACUUUGCUAAAGCCAUUUAUGAAAUGGACUGAAAACAUGUCAAUCGUAGAACACUGGUUUUUAAAUUGCUUACUUAAAAAUGUUAAUUGCUUUUAUAACUCUAGAGGAAGCAAACAUAUAAACUUGUAUUGAAUCUAAA